CCAGGGGGCCCGAGGGAGAGGGGAGUGCGGAAGGAUUGCGCACGCGCGCCAGGGAGUCCGAGGGCGUCGGGGGACCCGGGGUCCCCGGAGGAGAGGGGAGUGUGGAUGGAGUGCGCACGCGCGCCGGGGGCCCCGAGUGGGAGGGGAGUGCGGAUGGGUUGCGCACGCGCGCCAAGGGGCCUGAGGACGCCGAGGGGAGUGCGGAGGGGUUGCGCGCGCGCACCAGGGGGCCCGAGGGAGAGGGGAGUGCGGAAGGAUUGCGCACGCGUGCCAGGGGGCCCGAGGUCCCCGGAGAGGGGAGUGUGGAAGGAGUGCGCAGGCGCGUCGGGGGGCCCGAGGAAGAGGAGAGUGCGGAUGGAUUGCGCACGCGCGCCCGGGGGUCCGAGGGGGCUGGGGGGCUCGGGGUCCCCGAGGAGGAGGGGAGUGUGAAAGGAUUGCGCACGCGCGCCGGGGGGCCCGAGGGGGAGGGGAGUGCGGAAGGAUUGCGCACGCGCGCAAAGGGGCCCGAGGUCCCCGGAGGAGAGGGGAGUAUGGAGGGAGUGCGCAGGCGCGCCGGGGGUCCCGAGUCGGAGGGGAGUGCGGAGGGAUUGCGCACGCGCGCCAAAGGGCGUGAGGGGGCCCAGGGGAGUACGGAGGGGUUGCGCACGCGCACCAGGGGGCCAGAGGGAGAGGGGAGCGUGGAGGGAGUGUGCAGGCGCCUCGGGGGGCCCGAGGUCCCCGGAGGAGAGGGGAGUGUGGAGGGAGUGCGCAGGCGCGUGCUGGCGUCCGCGUCGGGGGACGUGUGGAGCGCCGACUUGCGGUGCAGCCUGGUAUGGGCCGCGGCUCACACCUUCCGCAGGCACUCCGCCCUCAGGCCCUGCCCCCCGGACUACCGCCAGGACUUCGACGCCCUGCUCGCGGACAUUGACCUGUUGCCAAACCUCAAGGAACUCCUGCAGUCUGGAACGGACAGGGAUCAAAGAGUAUGGAAUCUCCUCGGCUGGAUCUUAUCCUCAAAGGUUUUUACCCUCCAGAGUACAAGCAAAACGGAGUUCGCGAAGAUCCAGGAGCUGACCGGAAUGUCGGGAACCCCGGUGCCACCCCCCGACUUCCUCUUUGAAAUCGUGUACUCCGACCCCCUGAACGCCAAGUUCAACGAGACCAGGGGCGACAGGGACCUGAUCUACGCCUUCCACGGCAGCCGCCUGGAGAACUUCCACUCGAUCCUCCACAACGGCCUGCACUGCCACUUAAACAAGACGUCCCUGUUUGGUGAAGGGACCUACCUGAGCAGCGAUUUAAGCCUGGCCCUCCUUUACAGCCCUCACGGGGCCGGCUGGCCGCGGAGUCGGCUGGGCCCGCGCCUCAGCUGCGUGGCCGUCUGCGAGAUGGUGGACCACCCUGACGUCAAGUGCCAGGCGAAGAAGAAAAAUUCCGAAGAAAUGGACCGAAAAAGAGCAAGAAUCAAGAACAGCGAGGGGGGAGAGGUGCCGCCCAAGUACUUUGUUGUCACCAACAAUCAGCUUCUGCGGGUCAGGUAUCUGCUCGUUUAUUCGCAGAAGCAGUGCAAGAGGCCGGCCUGUUGGCCCUCCUGGCUGUCCAGCCACCUCUUCGCCCUGAUGAUGGGCACCUACCUGCUGUUGCUGAUCGCCGUCGGCAUCGCCAACUCCCCCACCUUCUCCUACUGGAACCGGGCGUUCGCGGCCCAGAGAUGAAGGCCCGCCGGCUGACUGAAAUCAGAGCUCUUCGCUACCGAUGCCCUUCCCCGCCACGCCGGGGGUCGCCCAGGGGGUCACACGAGGCCGAGGAACCGGCCGGCGGCGGGGCGGGGGGGAGAGCCGCGGGAGACGAAAUAUCCGAGCUGACCGGGGACCCUCCUUCACCGGACUGCCGGGACGAGCUGCUCUCACCCGGGAGAGCGACCGGUCCCCAUUUCCCCGCCGGUGACGCCAGAAAGCCCCACGAGCGUCUCCUGGCAGACGGACGGCGGGCCGCCGUCUCGGAACGGGCCCAGCUCCCCGCGGGCCGCGGCCCAAGCGUCCUCCUUCCCAACUUGGCAUUUUACGUGGCUGGCACCGUGACUGUGCCAUGUAAAAAGGUAAACAUAAGCCACGACGGAUAAACAGCCCUGAUGUUUUCAAGGUGGAAGCCUGCCCGGUUUCCACAGCACCGCCCGACGCUUGCCCGGGCAGAAUACGAGGGGUCGCCCACUCGGGAGAACUAGCCGGGACCGAGAGCUUCACCUCACGAGGGAUUUCCAUCCACCGAUAGUUCUCAUUUGCAGGGAUGAUUGGAUUUUUUGGUAUCCCCCCGGGGGUCCCUCCACUCACCGUGUCCCAUCGAGCGUUUAGACAGUCGGGUUAGCGGUGGUGUCCCUUCUCAAGAUACAUCUCCUCGCGGCCUUCCAACUCCCCCAGUCUGGUGGGAAUGGAUGACCCUUCUCUGAAAAAGAUGGAACGGCAAAUUUUCCCCGUAGGCUGCGGAUGCCGAUUACGCGGUUUUUGUAAAACCCUUCGGAGGAGGGGAUGAUUUCUCCAGCAAUAAAAUGGGCGUUUCUUAAUUCCUUCAA
Molecule: messenger RNA, 2548 nt
Organism: Tachyglossus aculeatus (Australian echidna)
Lineage: Eukaryota; Metazoa; Chordata; Mammalia; Monotremata; Tachyglossidae
Gene: PARP16
Product: poly(ADP-ribose) polymerase family member 16
Exons: 6
Coding region: 531-1694 (387 amino acids)
Biological process (GO): endoplasmic reticulum unfolded protein response
Cellular component (GO): endoplasmic reticulum tubular network; membrane; intracellular anatomical structure
Molecular function (GO): NAD+ poly-ADP-ribosyltransferase activity; protein serine/threonine kinase activator activity; kinase binding
Source: RefSeq, a predicted model, not a curated record